ACCCGUAGUGCCGUCACAAAGUUUUUUCUUGUCCAUCGGUCAGCAGCAGCUCCUGUGUGCCGUCGAGAGGCUAAUACGUGUCUGUGCUCGUAUCAUCGGUCACGCGGCAGAUUCCGUCGAUUGAGCAGCUUUUUUUCCCGGACUGGAUCGCUGAUUUACGUUUGGAGGAAACGAGUGGAAGCAGCACAGAAAGCUUAAAACUUUUUGCAACAGCCACUAGGUACACGCACUAGAAAGCAUAAAAUGUCCAACCGUACCAUGUCGGCCCAACAGGCCGCCAAGGAGCACGUUCUGGCCGUGUCCCGGGACUUUAUAUCGCAGCCCCGCCUGACCUACAAGACGGUUUCCGGUGUGAACGGUCCGCUGGUCAUCCUCGACGAGGUCAAGUUUCCCAAGUUUGCCGAAAUCGUACAACUUAAGCUGAGCGACGGUACCAUUCGAUCCGGCCAGGUGCUCGAGGUGAGCGGUUCCAAGGCUGUCGUCCAGGUGUUCGAGGGUACCUCCGGUAUCGACGCUAAGAACACGGUAUGCGAGUUCACCGGGGACAUCUUGCGUACUCCGGUAUCGGAGGACAUGUUGGGCCGUGUGUUCAACGGUUCCGGCAAGCCCAUCGAUAAAGGCCCACCGAUUUUGGCGGAAGAUUUCCUGGAUAUUCAGGGUCAACCCAUCAACCCGUGGUCUCGAAUCUACCCGGAGGAAAUGAUUCAGACCGGUAUCUCGGCUAUCGAUGGUAUGAAUUCGAUUGCUCGUGGUCAGAAGAUUCCCAUCUUUUCGGCGGCUGGUCUGCCACAUAACGAAAUUGCUGCCCAGAUUUGUCGACAGGCAGGUCUCGUCAAGCAUACCGGCAAAUCCGUCAUCGACGAGCAUGAGGAUAACUUUGCCAUUGUUUUCGCCGCUAUGGGUGUCAACAUGGAAACUGCCCGUUUCUUCAAGCAGGAUUUCGAGGAAAAUGGUUCCAUGGAGAACGUGUGUCUUUUCUUGAACUUGGCUAACGAUCCAACUAUCGAACGUAUCAUCACACCACGUUUGGCUUUGACGGCGGCAGAAUUUUUGGCUUAUCAGUGCGAGAAGCACGUGUUGGUAAUUCUGACUGACAUGUCGUCAUAUGCUGAAGCUCUUCGUGAGGUAUCGGCUGCCCGUGAAGAAGUCCCUGGUCGUCGUGGCUUCCCCGGUUACAUGUACACGGAUUUGGCCACCAUCUACGAACGUGCUGGACGUGUUGAAGGUCGUAACGGUUCCAUCACCCAGAUUCCCAUUCUAACUAUGCCUAACGACGAUAUCACCCAUCCGAUUCCGGAUUUGACUGGUUAUAUUACCGAAGGUCAGAUUUACGUCGAUCGUCAGCUGCACAAUAGGCAAAUUUAUCCACCAGUUAACGUGCUUCCAUCACUGUCUCGUUUGAUGAAAUCUGCUAUCGGUGAUGGCAUGACCCGCAAGGAUCACUCGGAUGUGUCCAAUCAGUUGUACGCCUGUUACGCUAUCGGUAAGGACGUCCAAGCCAUGAAGGCUGUCGUCGGUGAGGAAGCUUUGACUCCGGAUGAUUUGCUUUACCUGGAGUUCCUGACCAAGUUCGAAAAGAACUUCAUCUCCCAGGGUAACUACGAAAACCGUACCGUCUUCGAAACGCUGGACAUCGGCUGGCAGCUGCUGCGUAUUUUCCCCAAGGAAAUGUUGAAACGUAUUCCAGCUUCGAUUCUGGCUGAGUUCUACCCGAGGGACUCGCGCCACUAAGCCGCCCUCCAGUAAUUGCUAGAAAAGUUUGUUUCCGUUUUAAUCCAUUUGCAAUUUGUUUUCUAUUUUGUUGUUUAUCCAUCGUGUUUUGCCAUAAACCAUGCGAAUGAUGAUCGUAAGCCGGAAAGUAUUGUUAUUUAAUUUAAAUGUAAAAAAUUAACCUUUGCAACCUCUUCAACAAGCCAAAGUAGGCAACCUGCAGACAUUCAGCGAUCGUUUCAACUUAUCGAGCGGAAAUCGAAGAACACUUUCAAUAAUAUUUACAUGUGUGUGCGAGUUCGGUGUAUUUUAAUCUUUCAAAUGUCAUUUCGCUUACGUUACAACUGUGCGAUGCGUUGUGCAAAUUAAGCAUUCCUGAUAGCAGAACGAAAUAACGACACUAAAAUUAAAGUGCUCAGAUAUCGAACAACAACUUGAUUGUUAUAUAUAACAUUCAAAAAGAUGGAAUUUCCCUCGAAAAAUCCUAUUCCCGCUUGCCAUUGAAAGCCUGUGCUGAUCGCGUGGAACAGAAUCGACGUUCGUGCAGCAAGUUAAAAUCGACCAACCAACCAACAAGAAACAAAAAACAACAACAAAAUCUAUGCGAGCAAGAACAUCAGUGCAACUCGAACAGAAAAAAAACGAACAGAAGCUGGCGACGUUGAUUCCAGAGGAAAUUUUCAGCAUCUAAUUUCCUUGGUCAGUUUUCCUGGGCGCACGCCAACUCGAACCAAGAUCCUUUACCAAACGCCAAGAGACGGUGGGAUUGGUAUAGGCCGAUUUGCCAAGCGGCCGAGGAUUGCUUUUUGAACUUGGAAAUCCAAGUCUUGGUCUGGUCGAUCGCAGGACAGCGAGAACUGUGACUAUUUUAUUCGUGGUCAAAGUUAUCGAGUUCUGAGAUCGGUGCAGCACCGGGGCGACAUUUUAUUUUUAUUUUCAAGCCUUGCUAGGGUAAAAUAAUCAACAGUUAAAUUUUUACAGUUAUGCUUUUGUUAUGAACCUUAAGUAAUGUUAGUCUAUCCAGCCGUGGAUGUGGUUUAGCUAUAUAAAGAGGAAAAUCAAACCGUCUACACCUAUCCAAUAAUGUAAGCAGAUAUAGUGUUUACGCGCAAUGUUCUUAUAUUUUGAUUAGUGUCAUAAGUUAGCAGUUAAGUUCCAAGCGUUUCCUUUUUGCAUGUUCUUAUUAUUAUUUGUAGUAAACAGAGGAUGUUAGCCCGGAACGUUCACUAGUUGUCAUCGAUAGUGCCGCGUUACUGCCGUGGAUAGUCUACAUUUCAAUAAAGGUCCAUUUUGUUGGCUGGCUUCACCAUCAACUGGAAGCCUUCUCACGCUGUUGGUUACCAAUCCCCUUUGAUCAAAACGACAUCUGAUAACACUAACAAUUUUUUUGCUUGGCGAAAAAGCAACUUACAUCUGAAGCAUUUCUAGCCAAAGCAAAAUCGAUCAUCACCAGCGGAUCAAUUGUGUGUUUCAUUGCUGUUAAAUGUAACCAUCUACUGAGAAAGCUGCAAAUUGGAUAUCUUCGUUCUAGUACAGACCACCAUGGAAAAAGUCUCGCCCGGAGGGCGAUUAGCGAAUCGGAAGGGAUAACUCCUGUACAAUAAUUACUUUGUAAUCUAAGCGUAGAAAUAACGUAAUCAAAUACACACUAUAAUCAUCGUUAUGCGACGUCAUAGAUCAUUUAAGCUGAAAGGUACUACCGGUAGAAUCUGUUAUAUAGGCCGUGGAAGACGAACUUGAUUAAGAGUGAUGGGCGAGAUCACUGAAGAUAUUAAAAUCGCUAACCUACACAAAAGAAUAUAUUAUGAUACUAUUAGCUGUUGGAAAAUCUAAAUUCAUUCACUGUAUACACUAACAAUGAAACAGGAACAAAACAAACAAAAAAAAAUAAUAAAAGCGGA
This is a messenger RNA of Sabethes cyaneus, 3611 nucleotides long. It is a transcript of the gene Vha55, whose product is annotated as V-type proton ATPase subunit B. Gene Ontology annotation, molecular function: ATP binding; proton-transporting ATPase activity, rotational mechanism. NCBI's taxonomy places the organism in Eukaryota, Metazoa, Arthropoda, Insecta, Diptera, Culicidae. Gene Ontology annotation, biological process: proton transmembrane transport; ATP metabolic process. Gene Ontology annotation, cellular component: proton-transporting V-type ATPase, V1 domain. The transcript has 3 exons. The record is from RefSeq and is a predicted model, not a curated record. The coding region runs from base 244 to 1731 and encodes 495 amino acids.